UUUGUAGACUCGGAAACAUGCCCAGAAGAAUGAUUGAAGCCUUAUUGCCUAGACAUGUAGGAUAAAGUCAAUAAAAUGCUGGAAAAUAGGACUGGAGUUUGGCCCUAAAGGACCUUGGGGACCUCAACAUAAGCCAAUCUCAGAUAUUUAAAACACAGAGACAUCUGAAUUGGAGCAUGCUCUUUCUGGCAGGCCUGGGUUCUUGGGUAUCUGGGGUCCUGAAGGAAUACCUGGACCAAGAGAAUCCCAAGGUUUGGGUGCUAAAGGUCCACAGGUAACCUGUGAACAAAAAGCAUGAUUUUUAAAGGAUGGAGCAAGAGAUAGAUGUGACUGAGGACAAGCCUUUUUACACGUUCAGAGCUCCUGUUCUUCUAGGGCAACUCGUGAAAGAGAAGGUUCAAGCUGAGUCUAGUCCAAAAGAGCAUUGUGGAAUUUCAGGAGCCAAACUACCAGGAAGUAAAAAUUCAAAGGAAAUCUGAAUUUUACAGUGUUACUUUCCUCAGUGGAUUGCUUCUUUCCCUCCCUGCUCAUAAAUGUUUUGACUUCCUUCAAGAAGAAUAUAACAUUUGUAUCCAGAUUUAUGAAAUGUGCCUUCCAGUACAGCAAGGUGUCAGGUUUGCAGCCUUGGGCUCUGAUUGCCAAGUUCAUGAGUUCAUCUGGAUGGAGCAGCCGGUGUGUGUAAGGUAACUCAGUCUGGAUCAUAGCAAAUCAUCAGCCUUGGCAAUGAAGUUUCUUGGUCAGGAGACUGGGAACUCUCCGAGAGCAAGUAUUUGCAGUCUACCAUAUUGUGCUCUAACAGCUCUUUCACAGCAUGCCCUUUGGAAAGCUAUGCUUGAUGCAGAAUAAACAGAUGUGCUUUAGCAUUCAUCUUUCUUCAAGAAAGACAUAUCAAUGGCAAUUGAUAAGCACAAUGCACUCUUCCUACAAAAUUAAAAAAGCAGAAAUUACUUACAGAGGAUGCAAAGCUUCAACUUUUGUGGUUUUUUGUUAAGACAAUUUCUAAGAUUUGCCCGCUACUUGCCAUGCUGGAAGUGUCUUCUGGGUAGUAAGAGGUAUUCAUUUCACAGGGAAGCUUCCACCAGGUGCUGGAACAAAAAAAAGGCACACACAGUCUUUGGGUUUAUCAACAUUAAAAAGCAAUGAAUAGGUAACAUUACUGUCCUGUAAAAUUAGAUACUGAAUCUAUUUUUGGUGUAUAUAUUUAGGAGUAGUGUCCCAGAUAUAAGCUACCAGGGUCACUUCAAGUCUAGAAAAUCUGUCUUGAAGAAAAAUUAAAGGGUAUGACUUGCAUGACAUUUAGGUAGAUUUUUUGUAAAGCCUAAUCGGUACAGUUGGGUCAUUGAUAGGCAAAUGUUUAUGCAUUUUCGAUCCUGCAUUUUUGACAAAAGCUUGAACCUCUGCCAAAAAAAUCUGCUUUGGUCAAAACCAUCUUUUUACAAUGUGUUUUGAAAUGCCCAAAUUACUCAUAAUUUUUUUUGAUGUAUAACUGAAACAUUUCAGUGCUUAAUCACAUGACAGUCCAGGGACCCGAUUCAUCCCAGUGAUGAAGCGUAAAUCCUCCCUUCUGCAGCACCAAGUGAAGGAGGAGCUCUCCAUUCUGUCCCACCACCAAGGGACUGAGGGGUGCCUGCCUGUUAGGCAAUGCCUGCCCAGAGGCUGGGCACUGACCUUUUGCUGGCCAUCUGCACAAAACUCCCUUGAGGCAUGCCAUGAUUCCUUGAGACUUACAAUCCCAAUACUUCCUCUCACCUGGAUUUUUUACUUGACACUGCAACAAUACAAUUUUACUCUGAAGCCUGCCGUUAGAUAGAGCAAAUACAAUUUGCACGCAGCACAGUGAGAGCUACCUAACCAGCCCCCUUUUAGAUACCCUCUCUGUGUCUGACCCCUCAGAGGAUAUAAAGAGCAGAAAGAAUUUCUGAGGAAAACAGCUCAGGAAGAAUUGUUUGAGUUUUUUUAAAGUUGUCUUUUAUUAUUGUAGUUGCUAAUGCAGUUACUACCUUUGAGACAGGCUCAAGGUCCUGGCGGACACAAACCAUUGGGUCAGAAUUCGGUUCUAGCCUACAAGUGGUAAUGUACUAAUUUCACAUCUCUCAUCUAACCAGUGCUGCAAUGUUAACAUGGACAAGCUGAAGAGGUGUGGCUGGCAAAGUGGUGGCUGGAGAGGCAGGUUGUCUAGAAGUGAGUUUUGUAAUGUAAAAGGUCAGUUAUUUAAAAUGGGAAAGCGCUGCUCCCAGACUGACACUGUCCCUUUAAUAAAAUGGCUCGGUCUCCCACUCAGCCCUGGCUAAGUGCCUGACUGUCUUCAUUUAAACUUUGGCCAACUGAACAGCCCAAUAAUGGACCAUAAAGGAUCUAGAUGCAAGGUAGAGCCAUUCACAAGUGGAUAGACUAUUUAUUUACAGAUUGAUUUAUUCUUGUAAACAAAAUGUAUUUUCCUCUGUGACCUACUGGACAUGUUUUCUAUGCUGACAGCUUAUCCAAUUCACAGUUUGCUUUUUGAGUGCCUUUGAAGGAAGGAAAAGUCAUCUAAUUUGGGAUCAAAGUCACUAUGUGGAAAAAACAUUUUUUCGUUUGUUUUUUACUUCUGGCUGUGACAACAAACCAGACAUAUGAGCAAAACAGAAAGAAAGGAAAGAAUUCUUAUUCUUUAGUGCAAAAAGAUGAAGGUGAUACGUGUCUUGUCGAUAUAGUCUUUAUCUUGGACAGUUCAGAAAGUGCCAAAAAUCAGCUGUUUGAUUUACAGAAGGAUUUUGUUCAAAAUUUAACUGACAGCAUUUUCCAGAUGAAGCCCGUUAAGUCUCAGAAGUAUAAUGUCAAACUAGCAAGUAUGCAGUUCAGCAGCACAGUCAGCAUUGAUAAUCCCUUUACAGCCUGGAAAAAUGUGCAGCAUUUUAAAGAGAAAAUCAAGUCUCUCGGCUUUAUUGGCCACGGCACCUACUCCUAUUAUGCAAUUUCCAAUGCCACUCAGCUCUUUAAAACUGAAGGUCGUAAGCGAAGUACAAAAGUAGCUUUUUUGAUGACUGAUGGUGUGGAUCAUCCAAACAGCCCUGAUGUCCAGGCUAUAGCCACAGCAGCUAGGAGUCUUGGAAUACAUUUUUUUACCAUUGGCCUUUCUAAGAAAAAAGUCCAAGAAGACAAAUUGCGUAUGAUAUCUGGUGAUUCAUCCUCUAAACGUGUUUUAUGCCUGGAUGAUGAGAACCUGAUAGUUGAUGUAGCAUUGGAACUGGAAGCCUUGCUUCAGAAGCAGUGUGUGCGGAAGAACUGUGGAUGUGAAAAGGGAGUAAAAGGAGACAAAGGUGAUUCUGGCAGUGCUGGUAACAGAGGAGAAAAAGGUGAGCCAGGACCAAAAGGAAACAAGGGUGAUGCUCAAAAAGGAGAUCGUGGAGAAAAAGGUGGAGAGGGACCUCCUGGGUACAAGGGAGACAAGGGUGAACGAGGAGAAUGUGGAUCCCCAGGCAUAAAAGGUGAAAGAGGUUUGGAAGGCCCUUUUGGCCCUAGGGGACCUCGGGGACCUCAGGGUAUCAGUGGACCUCCAGGUGAGCCAGGCCCAAAAGGUAUUCAAGGAAGCAAGGGAGAGCAAGGCCCUUUAGGUCCCUAUGGUCCUCCAGGACUCCCUGGUGUUGGAGAGCCAGGACCCAAGGGUGCUCCAGGUCCAGAAGGCAGAAUUGGAUUGACAGGACCUCCUGGAAUUGGUGAGCCAGGAUUACCUGGACCACGUGGCCCUGAUGGUCUGCCAGGUGAGAUAGGUCCUCCAGGACAAGGCAUUCCAGGCCAGAAGGGUGAAAAAGGCCUCGAUGGUGUAGUUGGUCCUCGUGGACCACCAGGUCCAGAAAUUAAAGGUGACAAGGGUGAACGAGGCCAAGUAGGACCACAGGGCCCAGCAGGACCACCAGGAAUAGGCAAUCCAGGAAGCCAGGGUAUACAGGGUCCACAAGGAAUCCCUGGGGCAAAAGGAUCUAAAGGUUUUGGCCUGCCAGGUCCAAAGGGUCAACCAGGUGAACCUGGACAAAAAGGAGAACCAGGACUUCCAGGAAUUGGCUUACAAGGACUUAAAGGAGAUCCAGGUCUAACAGGACUCCCAGGAGAGAAAGGGGUGCAAGGAGAGCCUGGGAAGUCAGGGAAAAAGGGGGAAAAGGGAGAUCAAGGUCCAAGAGGCCCAGAAGGACCCCCAGGCAAAGGAGAUGUAGGCCAAAAGGGUGACCCUGGAGAAAAAGGAUCACAAGGACUGACUGGUUAUAAAGGAGUACAAGGCCCAGCUGGACCAAAAGGUGAACCAGGAGAGAGAGGGCAACCUGGUGUUGCUGGACCAUCUGUUCGGGGACCUGCUGGACCAAAGGGGGAUCCAGGUCCCAAGGGGCCCCCGGGUGAUGAUGGACUUCCUGGAAAUUCAAUAAUGGGACCAACGGGUAACCGGGGACUACCUGGACUACCUGGACCCCGUGGAGAAAAAGGCGAUGGCCACAAAGGUGAAGAUGGACCUCCAGGACCACCAGGCCCCCCAGGACCACCAGGCCCAAAAGGCGUGGGAGAUGCUGGACCAAAGGGAGACCAUGGAAUGACAGGCUAUCCUGGGCCCCCAGGGCCACGAGGAAUCGGAACAGUUGGUCCAAAGGGUGUUAUGGGACAGAAGGGUUUGCCUGGUCCACGUGGCCCCCCUGGUGACAGCAUACAAGGAGACAAGGGAGAAAAAGGAAAUAGAGGUUUUCCUGGACUGAAGGGAUCAAUAGGAAUUGGCCUUCCUGGACCAAAGGGAGACUAUGGAGAUAAAGGUGAUCCAGGGAGCAAAGGUGCCAAAGGAGAGAUUGGAGACCCAGGACCCCCAGGACCAAAGGGAAUUUGGGGAAGAAAGGGUGAACCUGGUCUUUCGAGAGAAGAAGUUAUCAGACUUAUCAACGAAAUAUGUGGUUGUGGUAUCAGAUGUAGAGUAACACCUCUGGAACUAGUAUUUGUCAUUGACAGUUCAGAAAGUGUUGGACCAGAAAACUUCAAUAUUAUCAAAACCUUUAUGAAAACAGUCAUUGACAAGGUACUGGCCAACAAUGCUACGACCCGCAUUGGCGUUAUCAACUUCAGCCACAAAGUGGAGUUGGUGUCUUCUCUGAAGCAAUACACAACCAAAGAGUACCUGAAAUCAGCUGUUGAUAAAAUGCCCUACUUAGGAGAAGGCACGUACACAGCUUCUGCUAUGCAAGAAGCCAUUCAGUUAUUUCAGGCAGCACGCCCGGCAGUAAGAAAAGUGGCCGUUGUAGUAACAGAUGGACAAGCAGACACUCGUGAUAAAGUACAACUGAAUGCUGUAGUAAGAGAGGCCCACGCUACAAAUAUUGAGAUAUUUGUCAUUGGGAUUGUUCAAAGGACUGAUCCUCAUUAUGAUGAUUUUCUGAAAGAAAUGAAGCUCAUUGCAACAGACCCUGAUGAAGAGCAUGUUUACCAGAUAGAUGACUUCAUGACACUUUCAGCUCUUGAAAAUAAACUGAUCACAAAAAUCUGUGACAAUAUGUCUGAAGUCUACACCAGAAAAGAUGAUGUUUUAUCUCCAAGUCCGGAAUCUGAAAUUGCUAGCGAAGAUACUAAUAGCCAGUUACCUAAAAAGACUGCUUCAGAGGUUUAUAUGCUCCCUACAGAAGGAAUUGGUUACCCACUUAGUCCACCACAGACCAGAUACACUGAGCCACUGCCAUCUGCUCAGGAUCACACUGUGACAAGCCCUGCUCACAGAGAAUCAAGAUAUCCCCCACUUUAUGACAUAUCUGAAAUCAGACCUCAGAGCCCACUUGCCAAUCCUGUGUUCAAUGUAACUGCUACUGAAGAUCACCACCUAACUGUGUUGCAAACACAGGUAGCAACAACCCAAAAAGAUGCAAGGUGCUUGGAACCUAUGAAACCAGGGGAUUGUCGGGACUAUGUGGUCAAAUGGUAUUAUGACAGGAAUGGCAAUUCCUGUGGCCAGUUCUGGUAUGGAGGUUGUAAUGGUACCAACAAUAGAUUUGAAACAGAAAAAGAAUGUCGAGAAACCUGCAUUGAUUGAUAAAGAAUGACUGAUUUUGGAGUUUUUAAAGCUGGAAGUUCAUGUGCAUUGAGCAAGAACUGACUGAGAAGAAUCCAAAAUGAUGAGUUAACAUGAAUAUAUUACUACCGCGUGCUACUGCUUUCCCAGCUAUGGUAUUCACAUUAACUGGAUCCCUGUAUAGCGCAUGUUAUCUGCAACACCAUAGCAAUAACUUACAAUCACACAUACACACACACUGGCAGCGUAGCUUUUCCAUCCAGAUUUAUAUUAACUCGUUACUAGUACAUGUGCAAUGUUGAGAUUCUAUUUUUAGGAUUAAAAUAGCAAAAAAGUGUUUGCACUCAGCAUUUAAUGACAGAGGUCUCAGUCUCAUGGAAGAAUAAAAUGUGCUCUAGUUUUAAAUAAGAGUAAGUGGUUCCUGAAAUUAACAGUAUUAUUACAGUAUUUAGAGACAUAAAUUAAGAUCCCCAUUAAUUAGAGUACCUCUUCUGAAUGUAAAUACCACAGCUAUAGGUAGUUAGAGGGGUUUUUUCCCCCAUUAAAGCACAUUUGGAUUGACAUCAAUAUAAUCUUUUCCAUUAUAAAGGUAGAACUUUCAUUCAGAAUUACAUUAAAAACAGGAUUCUUCAUGUCCUUUAGGUUAGUCAGUAUAUUUCAAUUUCUCAGGGCCUCUGUGUUAAAAAACCUAUUUCACUCUAAUAUAUGCUCUUAAAUUAAAAAAGGGAAAAGCACUGAAAGAUGUAUAUAAAUGUUUACUUCUAUCCUUUCUACUUUUAGCCAUAAUCCUAUAUGAAGAUAUUGUUAAAACUGAAAAUGAUGAGCAUGUGAUUAAAAUGGAAGGCAAUACCUGAUAAGAAGUCAUGCAUUGUUAUUUCUUUGCGAACAAAAGACCAGGAUCUACACAGGCAGCGUGGACAAUUCUUGACAUGUUUAAACAAUCGCUUGCACAAUUUCCCCCCUUCCACGUAACCAAAUGAUAGCAUGUGCUAUGCAAA
Falco peregrinus (peregrine falcon) is the source of this 7008-nucleotide messenger RNA. It is a transcript of the gene COL28A1, whose product is annotated as collagen type XXVIII alpha 1 chain. The record is from RefSeq and is a predicted model, not a curated record. The coding region runs from base 2552 to 6031 and encodes 1159 amino acids. Gene Ontology annotation, molecular function: serine-type endopeptidase inhibitor activity. Lineage: Eukaryota; Metazoa; Chordata; Aves; Falconiformes; Falconidae. The transcript has 44 exons.